AAGGUGCCCAGAUUAAUAAAUGAGAAUCUCUACAAUCUCCUUUCUGUGAAAGUAGGGGGUAGGUUCUUAAGCCCCCAGUAGAGAGAGAAAAAACACACAUAUAGACAGACAGAUUGAGAACCCUAGAGAGAAAAAGCUAGCUAGAGAGAGAGGGAAUUGUCUCCUUCUAUGCGUGUGUUCUCGUCGAUGCAACUCGAUUAGCGAUGUCCAAGAUGAAGCAUCUUUUCCGAAGACUCCACAUAGGCAGUGGCUUCAACGACCACCACCACCACCACCACCACAGAAGACACCCUUCUCCGCCGCCCACGGCGCCGCCUCCCGCGCCGUCAUUGGCGGAUUCUUCUUCUUCUUCAUCGUCGUCGGCGGCAUUGGUGACGACCAGAGCUGUUGAUUCGGUUGAGAAGUCCGUUGAUGUUAGCUUCUUUGAAGAGGAUUUCCAGGUGCAACUUGCCCUAGCGAUGAGUGUUUCGGAUCCCGAUGCACGCGAAGACCCUGAAACAGCUCAGAUCAAGGCCGCCAAGCAGAUAAGCUUGGGCUGUGCUCCUUCUGAAACCCUCGUUGAGUUUCUCUCUCUUCGCUAUUGGAGUUAUAAUUUUGUGAAUUAUGAUGAGAAAGUGACCGAUGGGUUUUACGAUGUAUAUGGCAUUACUUCAAAUUCAGGCGUGCAAGGGAAGAUCCCACUGCUGCUAGAUCUCCAAGCAAUUUCUGUUUCAGAUAAUGUCGAUUAUCAAGUUAUUCUAGUGAACCGUGCCAUUGAUUCUGCCCUGCACCAGCUCGAGGAAAGAGUAUAUGCUGUUUCUCUGGACUACCAGCUUGUGUCACCGUCUCCAUUUAUGAAUGGCAUAAUCCAGAAAAUUGCUGAUCUUGUCGUUGAUAGGAUGGGCGGUCCAGUUAGUGAUGCAGAUGAAAUGUUGAAAAGAUGGACUGUCAGGAGUUAUGAAUUGCAUAAUUCUCUGAACAGUGUCAUUCUUCCCCUUGGCUGUCUCAAUAUUGGACUUUCACGCCACCGAGCCUUGCUCUUUAAGGUACUUGCUGAUCGGAUUGACCUUCCUUGUAUGCUGGUUAAAGGGAGCUACUAUACUGGCACAGAUGAAGGAGCUGUGAACCUGAUCAAAUUUGAUAAUGGAAGUGAAUACAUUAUUGAUCUAAUGGGUGCUCCGGGCACGCUAGUUCCCAGUGAUCAUCUUCAAAAUUCUGGGUUAGCUAUGAGGAGCAGUGCAGAUUAUGCUGAAACUGUCAACAAUUUCUGUCCGAUGCUUGAAGAAGGAACUGGGACGGCGGCAGUUUCACCUGAUCUUGGUGGACUAGUCAAAGGUGGCAGUUCAGAUUCAGUAGAAGCAUCUACUUUAGGCAUUCAGCCAAAACGUGGUGAAGGGAAUCUUAAUGAAGAAAAUCAAACCCAGAUGUUUGAGAAUGAGUUUGGGAAGCUUCUUCCUGCACUAUGUAGAUCACGUGCAGAAUUGUCGGGCACUAGUGGGAAGGGGUCACAAGCACAAAAGAUGAAAGUUAAAGAUGUUUCCAAGUACAUCAUCAGUGCAGCAAAAAACCCAGAAUUUGCUCAGAAACUUCAUGCAGUUUUGUUGGAGAGUGGUGCAUCACAACCUCCAGAUUUUCUUCUGGAUAUGAAUCCUCAUGAUCUCAGAGAAGUGGAAAUGCAUGAAAAAAUACGUCUGUUAAAUGGGGAAAAAGUGGGUGAUGGGGCUCAAGAUUAUCCAGAUAUGUUCUUGUCAAACAAUAAACUGUUGAUUAUACCCUCAACUGGAGUGGAGUCCUUUAAUGGUGCUCAUUAUGACAGCAAACAAAAGCACUCUGUUGAGGAUUUGACGGCAGAACGACUGGAGUUGGGUUCUACAGUCAUUAAUACGACACAUCCAUUACUUUCUGAUGUUACAAGUGAAGGAUCUAUUUUGCUUGUUAAUUGUGGAACUCACGCAAUUAACCAUACUGAUGAUGAUGCUUCUGUGCCUUCUGCAACCGGCAAUUACGAAGGACAACCUAAAAGGGCCCUCAUUUGUGAUGGCGGAUGGUUUGUUAAAGAUAAAGUAAGAAAUGUACUUGAUAAUGUUGACUCUGUGAGAUUGAUGGAAAUGGCCAAUAGUAGCCUGCCUAGUGCUUGCAGUAUUCAGAAUGAGAAGAUUAACCCAGUGCUUGGUGAAGUUGCGGAGUGGGAAAUUCCAUGGGAGGAUCUUCAAAUUGGAGAACGCAUUGGCAUUGGUUCAUAUGGUGAGGUUUAUCGUGCAGAUUGGAAUGGCACUGAAGUUGCUGUGAAGAAGUUCAUGGACCAAGAUAUAUCAGGCGAUGCACUUGUUCAAUUCAAAUGCGAAGUUGAAAUCAUGUUGAGGUUGAGACAUCCUAAUGUUGUUCUUUUCAUGGGAGCAGUCACUCAUCCACCAAAUCUUUCUAUACUGACAGAGUAUCUUCCAAGGGGAAGUUUAUACAAGCUGCUGCAUCGACCAAAUAAUCAACUCGAUGAAAAGAAGCGACUGCGGAUGGCUCUUGAUGUGGCCAAGGGGAUGAAUUAUUUGCACACAAGCCAUCCUAUUAUUGUGCAUCGAGAUCUUAAGACUCCAAACCUUCUUGUUGAUAAAAACUGGGUUGUUAAGGUUUGUGAUUUUGGCUUAUCACGAAUGAAGCACAAUACUUUCCUGUCUUCAAAAUCUACUGCUGGAACGGCAGAAUGGAUGGCCCCUGAGGUUUUGAAGAAUGAACCAUCCAAUGAGAAGUCCGAUGUGUACAGCUUUGGCGUGAUAUUGUGGGAGUUGGCAACUUUACGUGUGCCAUGGACUGGGAUGAACUCAAUGCAGGUUGUUGGAGCUGUUGGAUUUCAAAAUAGACACCUGGACAUUACAGAGGAGAUUGAUCCAAUGGUUGCAGAGAUAAUAACAGAUUGUUGGCAUUGCGAUCCACAAUCACGCCCCUCUUUUAGACAGCUCAUCUCACGUCUCAGGCCCCUCGAGCGCCUUCAGAGUCCAGUUGUUCAGGGAAGCCAGACUCAUUCAAAUUAUUAGACAACAAUAAAAGAAGACGACUUGUAUUAGUAGCUGAGAGAUUGUUCGAGUGCUCGAAGAGCCUGAGCAGUGGAAAUUUUUAGUUGGAGGAGCCUUUUCAAUUUCAGAUGCAAAGAAACAUAAAGAAGUGAAUGGUGGGUUGGGAAGUGUUGGUUCAUUCAAAGGGGAGUGGUCAACACAGCCAAUUCGUAAUUGGACUGAACAUCCCCCAAAUAAGUGAGUUGGGGUAAAUACCAUUUGCUGGGAACUUUUGGUAGUCAAAGUAGAUAAUCUAUCCACCAAAAAAAUAAAAAAAAUUAUUACAAAAUCCAAGAGAAAUGGUCUGUGUUUAUGUGGUAUAUUGUUAUGUGUAUGUGUAAGGGAGUCCCAUAAAGGAAAAGAGAAAUCUAUAUUGGCCUGUGUAUUGACUGUGGAGGUCAUUGUGGAAGCAUUUGAGCUUUCUUAAUUGUGAACAUUUGAUCUCUGCAGGUUUGUGUUGGGUGAAAUAAAACAACAAAGAAAAAAUAGAACAAAAAUUUACAUGUAUUCCCUCCAGUUGAAGCUUUCAGGAAUAUUUAUUACAUACUUGUGUUAUUUA
Camellia sinensis is the source of this 3585-nucleotide messenger RNA. The record is from RefSeq and is a predicted model, not a curated record. NCBI's taxonomy places the organism in Eukaryota, Viridiplantae, Streptophyta, Magnoliopsida, Ericales, Theaceae.